GGACCUCUCCCCACGUACCGAAGAUCUGCUAGUGUGAGUUUGAUUGUACGGCACAUCAGUAGGCUACUAUGGCUCCACAAUAUGCACCAAGUUUGCGCUUUCGUCUGGCACCCAUAUUACUUUUAAUUCAAAUAUUUUUUAUAGCUAUAUUUGCCUGUUAUUUCGAGAUUGACAGUCAAAUAAAAGCACGAGAUGGAACUGCCUUUAACACCUUUUAUCCAGAGUUCCAAGACGUGAAUGUUAUGGUGAUUCUGGGUUUUGGCUUUUUGGGUACAUUUCUUGUGAGAUAUGGAUUCAGCAGCACAGGGUUCAACCUCCUCGUGGCAGUGUUGGCAGUCCAGUGGGCUCUGAUACUCAACGGUUUGGAGUCCUGGUAUUACAGAGGGAAGAUCGUGAUUAAUUUAAGAAGCUUGGUUUAUGCAGAGAUCUGCGCAGUGCCUGCUCUCAUUUCAAUUGGGACCAUCUUGGGAAAGACAAACCCUGUCCAUCUUACCCUAAUUGCUCUUUUUGAAGUGUCAGGAUUUGUUCUUAAUGAUUGGCUGCUGCACAUUAUUACAAAGGUCCGGCCCUUGAACAGCAUUAUGCUGCUGCACAUAUAUGGAGCCUUUUUUGGCCUCAUGUUAACCUGGUUUCUGUAUAGAAAAGGAUCAGAGCAGCUAUUUGAGAAAGAGAAACUCUCUCAUACAUCAGGACUGUUCUCCAUGCUGGGAACUCUGUUUCUGUGGAUGUUUUGGCCCACAUUUAAUUCAGUGCUAGUGGACAAUUAUCCACGUGGGAGAAAAUUUGAGGCAGUGUGCAGCACCUACUUGUCUUUGGCUGUCAGCGCAGUAACUGCUGCUGCUGUGUCUGUGGUGACGAGUCCUAAAGGGAAACUCAACCUAGUCCAGAUCCAGUCAAGUAUACUUGCUGGUGGUGUUGUCAUUGGAGUGGCUAUGCCAGUUGUUCACAAACCAUGGGAAGCCAUGACUUUAGGAUUUCUUGCAGCAGUUUUAUCAACCAUUGGGUACAAAUAUCUGAAGAACCACAUGGUUGCUGUAUUCCAGUGCCAUGACACCUGCUCCAUCCUAAGCACUUACGGUCUUCCUGGUCUAUUGGGGUGGCUGGCACAGUUCCUGCUGUUGAAGGACUUUGAUGAUCACACAACGGCAAUUCGCUUUGCAGUGUUUCACAUUACUAGUCUCUUCAUCACCUUGAGUCUUAGCCUAUCCGCUGGAAUAAUAACAGGGAUUCUACUCAAAUGGAAGUUCUGGAAACCACCUCAGGACAGAAAAUGUUUUGAUGAUCAGGCAUUCUGGGAGUUUCCCCACCUUGUUGUAAAAAAGUAAAAUGGACUUAAGGUGGCUACAUGUGUGCUUUUUGUGGUCACAUUAAAUAACCAAACUGCU
Molecule: messenger RNA, 1385 nt
Organism: Boleophthalmus pectinirostris (great blue-spotted mudskipper)
Lineage: Eukaryota; Metazoa; Chordata; Actinopteri; Gobiiformes; Gobiidae
Gene: rhd
Product: Rh blood group, D antigen
Exons: 10
Coding region: 69-1325 (418 amino acids)
Biological process (GO): ammonium homeostasis; ammonium transmembrane transport
Cellular component (GO): plasma membrane
Molecular function (GO): ammonium channel activity
Source: RefSeq, a predicted model, not a curated record